Messenger RNA from Xyrichtys novacula (pearly razorfish), 12601 nucleotides. NCBI's taxonomy places the organism in Eukaryota, Metazoa, Chordata, Actinopteri, Labriformes, Labridae. The record is from the annotation of a GenBank genome assembly.
AUGAGGAGUCCGGCUAAGGCCCGGAGGUUCGGAGGCAGCGGCAGCGGCAGGUUGACGGUUUGAAUCCCGGAGAGAGUUCACCGAGGAGCCGAGGAGCCGAGCUGUGGCCUGCGGGGGAGAUUCAUGUGAGUCACUGAGAGAGGAACCCGAACAGAACCAGAACAGAACCAAACAGAACCCGAGAGGAGCCGAACCGAGCCGGGAGCAGCGGGUAGAACCUGUUAGCUGUUAGUGUUAGCUGCUAACGGAGGGAAAAAGACUACAGAUGCUACAGCUAGCUGACAGAGAGAGAGAGAGUGUGUGUGUGUGUGAGGGAGCGUGUGUGUGAGGGAGCGUGAGUGUGUGUGAGUGUGUCCGUGUGUGUGUUUAAGUGUGUGUUUAAAGUAAAAUCAUCUUUAUUGAACAAACAGCAGCCCUGAGAUGAGGCUAAAGCAGCAGCUAGCAGAGUUAGCUUAGACCUGGAUCUGUGUCUGUUUAUGAUCCUGUCAGGGGUCCGAGUCUCGGUCUGAGGGUCCGCACACUCUCAGGAGGCUCACACCGACUGAUAAUCGGUGAUAAAUCCAUCACUGAUCGAUCACAGAGGCUCAGAGAGGAGCAAAUAGGAUCGAUAGAUAGAAAAACUACAACCAGACCUGAACAAUCCAACUCAGAGUGAAGAUUCAGGGAGUUUAAACGGUGAGGAUCCGAUCGAAGGAGGAAUUAUUCAGAAACAAAGAGGAGGUUUCUGUUCUGCUGAUCACUGUGAGUCUCUUUAAAAGUCUUUGUACUCUUUUAGGAGUUAUUUUACUUUGAAAGUCCGAGCUCUCACAGAUCCGUCACGAUCUUCUGCUCGAUUUUAAGGAUUUAAGGUUUAAAAACGACUUUUAUUCACCUGUAAGAGGUCCGAAUCUGUGCCCUAUGAUAUCAGAAUUAAGUAACACUCACAGUAUUUACUAGGGCCCGACAGAUAUGGAUUUUUGGGGGCUAGCCGAUACCGAUUAUUGGGGGGGGGCGAUUACCGAUUAAGUGGCCGAUUUUUAACAUUGUUUUAUGAAGCUAUAAAAAAUACAUAUAUACUGUAAAUAUCUACAGUAUACUAUAAACUGUAGAUAUACUGUAGGUUACUGCUCUUCACGCCGACAGGAAGACUGACUUCAGUUACCCCCUCACUGCCGAUCGGUGCCGCCGAUCGGUACCACUGUGUCUUAACUCUCGUUCCUCAUUUCCGGUCCGGUCUGAUCUGGAGACAUGCAGCUGCCUCAGUCAGAGAAGUCGCUCGAUCACUAAUGUGUACUGUUGUUUAUUCUACCGUUACUGACGCGGCUAACAGUGUAGCAAGGCUAAUAGCAGGUGGCUAACUCUAACUUUAGCUUCAUAUCCCAUGCACAGCCAGCCCAGCGGGGAACAUGGUGAAGUGGGUUGAAGUGAAACUUGUUGACUUAUUGUGUUUUUCACAAACUGGUUUAUUUCCCGUUGAGGCGGACCACUCUCCUCCGUGUCCCUGAGCUGCUGCUUCAGAUCCGUCACUCUGCUGUGCUGUGAGGGAGUUAGUGGAUGAAGAUUGUUAGGAGGUCGCUGUAGCGCCAUCUACAGGAUAAGUCGGGGAACUUUUCAAAUGGCCGAACUAAUCAAAGUGAAACCGAAUCUUAUUUUCCGCUUUUUAUUUCUGAAAAUAUCGGCGAAGAUCGGCGAGUUUUGGCCGAUUACUGAUUAGUCUCAAACGGACUAAACGACUAAAACUGAAACCUCCUCCUCCUCCUCCUCCUCCUCCUCCUCCUCUCCUCAGGGAUGAUGGAGCGGUUCGAUCAGAGACCCGCAUUAGUCCAUAAAAACAACUGAAUAUCAGACUGAUAAUAGAAACAGCAGAUUCACAGAGAUCAGCUGAUUAUUACAGAAUAAUGUCAGAAGAACGACUUCGUCUUAGUUUCAGUGAGUUACAGUGAAUAUCAGGUUCAAAUGAAGUCAAUGUUUAGAGUCAAUCACAGCAUCUAGAUGAGUCUAACAUCUAUGUAAUCAUAGAUCUGUUCAUAUUUACACAGAGGAACAGUGACGGUCGACAAACGGAGAAGAAACCGAAAGAAAGAGAACAUGUAAAUAGACGUAAAAACAGCUUUAAUCUGCAAACAGCAGAACCUUUAAGAUCACAGACGUUUAAAGUUUAACUGAUGUGCAGAAACGUUUCAUAUUUAUAUUAGUUUGAUAUUCAGUCAGAUUGUAGUUUUACUGACAGAUCUGCUCCUCAACGUGACUCACUCUGAGUCUCACUUUGUCUCACAUGUUGCAGGAUAGAGACGGAGUUUCUGAUCCGAGUCUGAGGCUCAGUUCCUCCUUAAACCACAGAGGUCUCCUCAGACCUGCUGACCACAGACGAGCGCUCACAGACGAGCGCUCACAGACGAUCACAGACGCUCACAGACGAUCAUGAAGCUGUUUCAGGAUUCUCUGCUUUAAUAACUGCGUCUGCUCUGAAACACGCCGUCUGUAGGUGGAUGGAAACGUUUCUGAUGAAGGUUUCUGACUGUCAGCGAAGAGUUCAAUCAGAUUUUUCCAGGUGAUGAUGAUGAUGAUGAUGAUGAUGAUGAUGAUGACUGAUAUUUACCUGCUGCUCUCGACUGAUAACAGCCCAAAACAGAGUCAGAUUCAGACGUGUGUGUGUGUGUGUGUGUGUGUGUGUGUGUGUGUGUGUGUGUGUGAGAGAGGAGUUUCAAAACCACCUUCUUCUUUAUUUAAUCUCACCUGAGGGAGGGUUUAAAGGAGCAGUCUGUAGUUUUUGUCAGCACUGAUCAGACUCAGUAGAAAUCAAAGAUCGUCUUCAUCCGUCUGUGUUUGUUUUUCUUCAGGAAGGUCGUUUCCCUGCGGUGUCUCAGACAGGACAAACUAGGAACAGAUGCUUUUGUAUUUAGAGAGGCUGAAGACGAGGAGGUUGUCGUUGUUGUUGUUGUUGUUGUUGUUGUUGUUGUUGUGCUCAGAAGAAUGUGUGUUGAUGGACAUUUGAGAUGCUAUCAAAGGUUCUGAUUGGCUGAUAAGAGGAGAGCAGGCGGCUGAUCUAUAUAACACAGGUCUGUGAUGAAGGUUCCAGUUUCACUCUGAUGAAGUCCUUAUUUUAGGAGGUUUGAGUCUCUUUGGUUCAUUUUUUAAACUGGUCUCUAAGUUCAGCUUCAGAUGAUUUCAAAACGCCGACAAUCGUCCUGAUUGAUCAGACGGGGGGGCGUUUUUGCCUUUAUUAGGAAGGACGGUUUAAAAACAGCAGAAUUUCCCUUUAACUCCUGUCUUGUUGUGAAAAAAGGAAAUGUCCACUCUGUCAGGGGAGUGAAAGUCCGUGAAAUAUUAGAGGAGUCCCUGUGAGUUCAUGAAACUGCAGUUUGAGUCUGUCAGUGACAUCCUGCUCACUUUAUCGAUCUGCUGAGUCAGCGUAUCUAUCUGCUGAGUCAGCUUAUUUAUCUGCUGAGUCAGCUUAUCUAUCAGUGUAUCGAUCUGCUGAUCGUGUGUUCAGAUAUCAAACCUGUAGAUGACCACGAGGAGCAGCAGGAACAGCGUCAGGUCAGCAGGUGUGUGUGACGUCUCUUAUUUUGAAGUCUUUUAUUUUAAAGUCUUUUAUUCUGAAGUCUUUUAUUUUGAAGUCUCUUAUUUUGAAGUCCCUGAUUUAAAAGUCUCUUAUUUUAAAGUCUCUUAUUUUGAAGUCCCUGAUUUAAAAGUCUCUUAUUUUGAAGUCUUUUAUUUUGAAGUCUCUUAUUUUGAAGUCCCUGAUUUAAAAGUCUCUUAUUUUGAAGUCUUUUAUUUUGAAGUCUCUUAUUUUGAAGUCUUUUAUGUUAAAGUCUUUUAUUUUAAAGUCUCUUAUUUUGAAGUCUUUUAUGUUAAAGUCUUUUAUUUUGAAGUCUCUUAUUCUGAAGUCUUUUAUUUUGAAGUCUCUUAUUUUGAAGUCCCUGAUUUAAAAGUCUCUUAUUUUAAAGUCUUUUAUUUUGAAGUCUUUUAUUUUGAAGUCUCUUAUUUUGAAGUCCCUGAUUUAAAAGUCUCUUAUUUUGAAGUCUUUUAUUUUGAAGUCUCUUAUUUUGAAGUCCCUGAUUUAAAAGUCUCUUAUUUUGAAGUCUUUUAUUUUGAAGUCUCUUAUUUUGAAGUCUUUUAUGUUAAAGUCUUUUAUUUUAAAGUCUCUUAUUUUGAAGUCUUUUAUGUUAAAGUCUUUUAUUUUGAAGUCUCUUAUUUUGAAGUCUUUUAUGUUAAAGUCUUUUAUUCUGAAGUCCCCGGUGUUGAGCAGCCCUAAGGUUCAGGGAUGCUGACUGGAAUAUCUGAUGACAUUUUAACGAAGAGUCUGGACUCUGACGUCCCGUUAAAAGCACUUUUAUCUGAUCGUGAAGACCAUCGAGUCUCUGACCAGACCUGAUCCAGGACUCUCACCGGGUAAGAGGUUCCUGGUUGAAGGUUCCUCUCACAGGUUCCUGGUUGAAGGUUCCUCUCACGGUUCCUCUGAAUCAGUCGAUGCGCUCAGCUCUGAGAUGACUAACCCAUCAGCUCCUUUUUAAGCACCGAAAGAACCGUUUGAGUCACUUUUUUACGGUCAGUGAACACAUCACCGAUAAAGCAGAAACGACACAGGUGUGUGUGUGUGUGUGUGUGUGUGUGUGUGUGUGUGUGUGUGUUCAGGCUCUCCUCCUCAGAGAGUUCGAUCAUCUCUGAACUAAGGCUCUCCUGGAGGGACAAAAAGGUUUCAGCAGAGCGUUUUCUGACUCAAGUUUCACUUCAGUUUGUUCUGCUGUGACACCCCCCCCCCCUCCCCAGGGGGAUCAAUACAGGUGAUCGGAUCUCUGAACGGAAACAGACUCAGAACGAACCGAAACCUUUUCACAAACUCAAAUGAAUCAGAAGAAAAACCAGAGAGCGAGUCGAGCGGCGAGUCGAUUUACACGUUUAAACGCCGAUUUUAUACAAAACCAUCAAACUGUUCAGGGACGGGUGAGUUCAGGGACAGGUGAGUUCAGGGACAGGUGAGUUCAGGGACGGUGAGUUCAGGGACAGGUGAGUUCAGGGACAGGUGAGUUCAGGGACGGUGAGUUCAGGGACGGGUGAGUUCAGGGACAUGUGAGUUCAGGGACGGGUGAGUUGAGGGACAGGUGAGUUCAGGGACAGGUGAGUUCAGGGACAGGUGAGUUCAGGGACACUUUAGUCUUUUGUCCUUCUAAUGUCAGAAUCAUGUGGUUAAAGAAGGUCCAGGUUCAUGUUCUUCAUCAUGUGUCCUCAGCUCCUCUUCAUCAACCCUCUGUAGUUCAGUUUUCACCAAAGACUGACUGCUGACCCUGAAGAGUUUCAACGUAUGCAGAUGAUUCAGUUCUAUAUGUAUAUAUACAGUUAAAACCACAAUAGAUGAACUCGUUGUUGUAAAUCAGGAUCUUUAAUCAGCAGUGAAACGUUUAACUGAAGAUAAAUGAGUUCUUAGUUCUUCUCAGACAUCUUUGAGUUUGUGACAAAAACACGUUCAUAAAAGAGAAAAACUGAAGCUGUUUGUGGACGACGUGACGGUGGAACAGGUGGACCAAACUGAGAGGAACACUCUUCUGUAGUAAACUGAUAGUGAUCAAUAAAACAGGCAGGAGUCUGACGGUGAUCAGGAGAUGUGAUUGAUUAAGAGUCUGAUGUUAUCAGAGCUCCGUUAUCGUUCAGAGGUUUGGUCGUUUGUGAUUCAUCACUUCAGUGUCCAAACAGACGGAUGUUCGUCAAACACAGAACUGAGUCUAUUACUGCCUCAUCAGAAGAUCAUCUGUGAGGAAGUUACCCAGAGUUCUUCAUGAUCGUCUGUGAACAUGAUUACAGAAUCAGACAUGAUGAUACUGAAGGUAAAUUCACCUGAAGUGAAAACAAACAAGAUUAAAGUACCGUCAUGAUACAGACGUCUGACCAAGAACAAACAGACUUAAAGAUGGAGUUCAACAACAGUUAUGAGGCAAACAGAUCUUUAUUUAGAUUUGUUGUUGUUGUCUUUGUGUUUGUUUGUUUGUUUGUUUGUUUGUUUGUUUGUUUGUUUGUUUGUUUGUUUGUUUGUUUGUUUGUUUGUUUGUUUGUUUGUUUGUUUGUUUGUUUGUUUGUGUCUUCGCUCUGAGGUGGAGAGUUAACGGUAAAGUCCAGGGAGAAGAGCGAUAACCUCAGCUGAAGCUAACAGAGAUCUGAAUAAAUGAAAUGUAGACCUUAGUGGACCCAGCAGACCAGGUUCUGGAGUCUGAAGGUCUGAUGUGGUCCCAUUCUGGCCUCAUAGAGGAUUUCAGCAGAACUUCAGGGUCUCCUUGGUCUGGACAGCAUCAGUAUUUCCUGGUUCUGUCUGGUCUCCUCUCUCAUGGUUCAGUUUGAACCUGUUGAUGUGGUGACCUCCACCCCAGAGUCCGGUCUGUUUUUAAUGUCCUGAAGACCAGGACCGUCCAGUCCUGGUCCUGGUUCUGGUCCUAGUCCUGGUCCUGGUCCUGGUCCCUUUAGUGCCCAGGUUUAAUGACCUGAUGUUCUGUAGACGAUGAACUUUAAUCUGAAACUGUUGACCUGUUCGCUCACCUCUGAGAGACUCCGCCCCUCUGACGGUCUGACUUAGACCCGGUCAUGUGACCAACCUGCCAGAUAUUCACCUCAUUGAUUAGAGACGUUCCUCUAGAUGUUUGUGUAUCAUCAGAACUUCUGACCUGUUUGGUUCUUCCUUUAAGAACUUCUGACCUGUUUGGUUCCUCCUUUAAGAACUUCUGACCUGUUUGGUUCUUCCAUCAGAUCUUCUUGUUCAUGCUGAUUUAAAAUCUAAAACUGUAGAUGUUAUUUGAUGUUUCCUUCUGAAGAUGAACUCAGAGCUGAAGCGUCUCCUUCUUCUCUGCCUGUCAGCUGUAGCGCCCUCUGCUGGUUCUGAUUGAACCUGAAUCCAAACCUCUUUUGAGGCCCAGACGUUCCAGUCUGUCUUCUUCUUCUUCUUUGUGUAUUUUUUGCGUAUCAUCAGCUGGUGUGAGUUAGAGGAAAACCCCGCCGUCUGCAGUGACCUGAAACAGUCCAGUUUCUGUUUCUGUGAAGUCUUCACACGCUGCUGCUCACUGAGCGCGCUCAGAUCUCAGUCACAGUCAGACUCGGACCUGCAGCUGAACGUCCUCUCAGACUGAAACUGAAGGACUGAGCUGCUUUUUUUAAUAGGAGGGGGUUUUCCUGAGUGGACCGGGUCCAAACCAGGGGGACCGGAGUAUUUACCGGGUCCAACAAGACUUUAUGUCCGAGGAUUCUGACGCAGUUAGAAAACACAGGAUUAUAAACUAACAGGAUUAUAAUUAACAUGAUUUAAAUGAACAUGAUUUUAUACUAACAGGAUUAUAAACAACAUGAUUUUAACUUAAGUGAUUAUAACGAGCAUGAUUAUUACAAACAUGAUUUUAAAAAACACUUUUCUAACUAAAAGAUUUUAACUAACAUGAUUAAAAACAACUAGAUUUAAUUUAACAGGAUUUUUAAUAAUAACAUUUUAACUAAAAUGAUUUUAACUAACAUGAUUAUAAAUGACAGGAUUUUAACUGAAGUGAUUAUAAGUAACAUGAUUAUUAAACAUGAUUUUGGUUGACAUGAAAAAACUUUAAACCACAUGAAUUAAGAGAACCUGAUUUUAAAUAACACUAUUUUAACUAACACUAUUUUAACUAACAUUAUUAUAUUUAACAUGAUUUUAACUAAUGUAAUUUUGUAGAAACAUGAUUAAUUUUUGAUUUUCAGGAACAAACAUUCACAGAAAUCUGAUUUAUUACAUUUCAAGUUUCUGGAGUUCUGUGAAAAAUUAGAGAGAGAGAGAGGACAAACUGUGUGUGUGUGUGUGUGUGUGUGUGUGUGUGUGUGUGUGUGUGUGUGUGUGUGUGUGUGUGUGUGUGUGUGUGUUAAUGAUGCAGGCUGUGGAAAAGCCCCUAGCAUCCCCACAGCCAAGCCCUGACAGGAUGUGAGUUUUGUUCGUUGUGUGUGUGUGUGUGUGUGUGUGUGUGUGUUGGUGUGUGUUAGUGUGUGUGUGUGUGUGUGUGUGGAUCAGCUGAUCUCGUGGUCAGGGAGAAGGUGAAAGGUCACAUGUCUCUGUGUUUUAACAUGUCUUCGUCGGUCUUUGACUAAAAAUGUGAUUUUUUAAUUUUGACUUCCAGCAGGUUCAGAAUGAGUCGGUUUAUUCUGAGGAUCCCGGGUUCAUGCAGACGCUCUUUCAGCUCUUCUGAUUGGAUAAAAUCGUGUUAUCAGAAUUAUAGCCAUGAGUAGAAACCCCCUCUCGUUGGUCUCCUGUAUGUUUGUGUAUUUUUCUGUCAUUAGAGCUGAGCUGAGGGGUUUCCACUCACAGAUUAUUAUGGAAAGAAGUGAAAGCAGCACAUUCGAACCCUGCAGUGUCAGAGAGGGAGACGGUCUCCUUUCAGUCAGGAACAAAACCAUCAAACACCUGAACGAGAACUGACAUAAACUAUAACUGAAACUGAAGGGAUCAAUAAAGUGAAAAUAACUGGAACUGAAAUGAUAAAAUAGAUAAAUAACAAAUAAUAAAUACAGAAAAAAUAAUAAUCAUGAUCAUAAUAAUAAUAAUAAUAAAUAAAAUAAAUAAUAAUUAAAUAAUAACAAUAAUAAACAUCAUACUAAUAAUAAUAAUAAUAAACUAAAUAAUAAUAAUAAUAAAUAAAAUAAAUAAUAAUAAAAUAACAAUAAUAAACAUCAUAAUAAUAAUAAUAAAAUAAAGAAGAAGAAGAAUAAAUCAGUGAAAAUAGUAAUAAUACUAAUAUCAAUAAUAAAAUAAAUAAAUAAUAAUAAAAUAUUAAUAAUAAAAUAAAUAAAUAAAUAAUAAUAAAAUAUUAAUAAUAAAAUAACUAAAAUCACUGAAACACCUGAACUCUGCUGGACUUUGACCUCUGACCUCUGACAUGUCCCCCCUCUCAGGUCAUGUCAGCGGGGAGGAGUGCUGACGGGAGGGAGGUGCAGAUUCCCCUCCAGCAGGUGGCGCCCUCCAUGGCUGCGCCCCUCACGGUGGUCCCGCCCAUCACGCCACCCUCACACCGCCCAGCCAAUCCCUGGCCUCCCAACGACCCCAACAGUUCACAAGGUAAGCGCUCGAACACAGGCUGCUCUCUGAUUGGCUUUGAGGUUGAUUGAUUAACCGUGUGUGUGUGUGUGUGUGUGCAUGCGCUCAGGUGUUCCCGCAGGUUUCCUCCCCCUCCACGGAGGAUUCAGGGAUCACUUCGUAGAAACUCCGGAGGCGAAGUACUGCUGCGAGGCCUGCAGGCUGGUCCUGUGUCAGCCGCGGCAGACCGAGUGUGGACACCGCUUCUGUCAGAGCUGCAUCAACGACAUCCUCAGGUGAGACUGACCGACAGGUGAGACUGACGGACAGGUGGACAGACUGACGGACAGACAGGUGGACAGGUGAUUCAGAGCUGAAUCUAACUGAACGUUUCCGUCUCCUCCUCAGUCAUUCUAACCCCGUGUGUCCCGCCGACAUGGAGCCUCUCUUUAAAGACAAGGUGAGCAGGAAGUGACGUCGCAGCAGAGGUCGAAUCCAGGCUGCUGAUUGGUCGGUUAAAGCUCCUCUGUUUGUGUCUCAGAUCUUCAGAGACGUUUGCUGUCAUCGGGAAAUCAUGGCGCUGAAGGUCUACUGUCGCAGCGAAGCCAACGGCUGUCAGGAGCAGAUGAGCCUGCAGCAGAUACCUGUAAGACAACACGCCGUUACCGUGACAACCGCUCUCUGAGUGGAUGUGGGGCGUCCUGGUUUUGACCGGUCUAACUCAGACAGACUCUGGUUUGUGUUUGUCCCUCACCUGUCCGUGUCUCUCCCCCCCGUCAGGACCACCUGAACGUGUGCCCGUUCUUCGAGGUCCCCUGUCCUCUGGGUAAAUGUAAAGAGCGGAUGAUGAGGAAGGAGAUCCCGGACCACCUGAACUGGAAGUGUAAACACAGAGAGACGGGCUGUGAGUUCUGCCUGACCAAGAUGCCUCUGACGGACCUGCAGGUGAGUCCGGAUCCUCCGGUCCAUGAGCCUCAGUCAGGGAGGACGGCUGCAGGUUUUUGUUUCCAUGAAAAAAGACGAAUAAAGUUUUUUUGUUGUUGUUUUUUUACAGAAGCACAAAGAGACGGUGUGUCCGGCGUUCCCGGUGUCGUGUCCCAAUCACUGCUCCUUCUCCUCUCUGCCCCGCAGUGAGGUACGAUCCGCCUCCUCCAAUCAGACACGCCCCUGUAUCCACCUGUCCAAUCCCUCGUCAAACUCGUUAACCUCGUUACCAUGACGAUUAAUGACUGUUUUUCUCCUUCAGCUCUCCAGUCACCAACACGACUGUCCCAAAGCUCAGGUCAGCUGUCAGUUCCACCGCUACGGCUGCACCUUCAAGGUAACUCCUCCUCCUCCUCCUCCUCAUGUUUCCUCCUCUUCUCCUCCUCCCCUCCUCCUGUUCCUCCUCACAGUGUUCCCAGUAGUCCCAGUGUUCCCAGUGUUCCCAGCGUCUUCUCUGUGUUUCUUUGUUCAGGGUUUGAAUCAGGACAUGAGGCAGCACGAGUCGACCUUCGCCGCUGAACACCUGAGGAUGAUGGCGAGCAGGAACUCAACACUAGAGAAAAAGGUCAAUAAACUAACUAACUAACCAACUAACGCCAACUCAAGAACUAACGAAUUAACUAACUAACCAACUAACUUAUUAACUAACCAACCAACUGAGUGGCUAACGAACAAACUAAGUAACACUAGAGAAAAAGGUCAACAAACAAAGUUACUAACUAUCCAACUAACUAACUUAUUAACCAACCAAUGAACUAACAAACCAACUAGCUGACUAACUUACUGACACACAAUAACCAACAAACUAACAAACUAGCUAUUCAACUAACUAACCAAUUAUCAACUAUCUUGUUAAUUACCAAAUAAUUUACACACCAACUCACUAAUGAGCUAAAUAACUAACUAGCUUAUUAACUAACUAACUAGCAAACGAACAAACCAACGUACUAACUUACUUUCUAACUAAAUAAUUAACUAAUGAAUGAACCAACUAACUAACUACCUAGCAUAUUAACUUAUUAACUAGCAAGCGAUCGAACUAAACUAGCUAACUGACUAACUUGCCAACAAACUAACUUUCUUACUAACUUAAACACUAUUUGACCUACUAACUAACUAACUAGCUAACUAACAAACUAACUUUCUAACUAACUAAAGAAUGAACCGAGAAACUUACUAACUUACGAGUGAUCAAACCAACUAACUAACGAACAGAUAAAUAAACUAACUUAGUAACUAGCAGCUGUUUGUGGCUGCAGCUCUGGAGAACGUCACGUUGUCUGACCUGCGUCUCACCUGUGCCCCGCCCCCUCCUCAGGUGGAGGACGUUAAAGGCGAGCUGUUGGAGCGGUACAAAGUUCUUCCUGCUCUGAGCAGCCGUCUGUCCGAGCUGGAGAACCAGAACGACGAGCUGCGAGAGAAGAACCGGCAGAUGGAGCAGAAACUGGCCGCCAUGCAGGUACGAGAGUCCGCCUGCACAACACCUGUCCACCUUAGCCCCGCCCCUAAACUCAGCAGCCAAUCCGCUCUCUCCUUACAGAAGCUGAUGAGCUCUCACUCAGAGAAGCUGAUGGAGGUGGAGCUGGAGAUCCGGGCGCUGCGAGUCCUCAGGGACGAGGUGGAGAACCUGAGGGGGACGCUGGACAACGUCUGGACCCGGCUGAACGCUCUGGAACAGGGGGGACGCAGCGGGACCGGGUCCACCACGCACACUCUGGGUCAGGACUCACACACACACACACACACUCUGGGUCUCUGGUUCUGGUCUGACCCUGGUUCUGGUCUGACCCUGGUUCUGGUUCUGGUCUCUGCAGCGUCUCUGGAGGCUCAGCUGAAGCGGCAGGACGACAUGCUCAGCGUCCACGAGAUCCGAUUGGCCGACAUGGACCUGCGCUUUCAGGUGCUGGAGACGGCGAGCUACAACGGGACGCUAAUCUGGAAGAUCCGCGACUACAAGAGACGGAAACAGGAAGCGGUGGCGGCGAAGACGCUGUCGCUGUACUCGCAGCCGUUCUACACGGGGUACUUUGGGUACAAGAUGUGCGCCCGCGUUUACCUGAACGGAGACGGGAUGGGGAAGGGGACGCACCUGUCGCUGUUCUUCGUGGUGAUGAGGGGCGAGUACGACGCCCUGCUGCCCUGGCCCUUUAAGCAGAAGGUAGCGAGCGCUCGAACGGCAGGUAUCACUUCCUGUUAGUGUUGUCGGUGACGCUGACUCACCUGUGUUUACCUGUCAGGUGACUCUGAUGCUGAUGGAUCAGGGUCCGUCCAGGAAACACCUGGGCGACGCCUUCAAACCCGACCCCAACAGCAGCAGCUUCAGACGCCCGGUGGCGGAGAUGAACAUCGCGUCGGGUUGUCCGCUCUUCGUGUCUCAGAGCGUCUUAGAGACCGGCAGCUACAUCAAAGACGACACCAUCUUCAUCAAGGUGAGGCCCCGCCCACUCCUGCUCAGGCCACGCCCACUCCUGAUAGAUUAGUUAUUGAAGUUUAAGGACUAGUUAGCGAAGUUAACGUGGGUUUAAAGACGAGUUGUGGAGUUGAUUUCCUAACCUAACUGCGCUCUCUUCUGAUUGGUCGGUUCUUCAGGUUACCGUUGAUACCUCUGACCUGCCUGACCCGUGA